CCCAAAGAGCAAGCAAGCAAACAGAAACGACGAUGAAGCCAUCCACUGUGCCGCUGAUCACCGUCUUGCUUGGAGCUCUGCUGCAGAUGCACUGCAUCCGUGGCCAGGGCCAACCCUUCGAUAUCACCAAACUGCUGCCGAAGAGCGGAACGGAGACCAUUUGGUCGGUGAUCGAUCGCAAUCUGCCGCAGGUGCAGGGGAUGAUCAACGCGGCCAGGAGCGAGUGCGUCCAGAAGCUGGGCUUGCCCAAGGACCAGCGUCCGCUGAUCAGGGUCACCGAUCCCAGCGAGAAGGAGAAGUGCCUGGCGGAGUGCGUGCUCAAGAAGAUCAAGCUGAUGGACCAGAACGACAAGCUGGACAUCGGCCAGGUGGAGAAGCUGACCAGUCUGGUGACCAUGGACAACAAGAUGGCCAUCGCCAUCAGCUGCAGCAUGGCCCAGGGCUGCAACAGGAGCAUCGUGUCCAAGAAUCCCUGCGAAGCAGCCUUCUUCUUCAAUCAGUGCAUCGGUCGCCAGCUGGAGCGCAACAAUGUGAAGUUGGUCUGGUAGGAGUCUCCAGGGAUCUCUAGAAAAUUGGUCUGGUAGGAGUCUCCAGGGAUCUCUGGAAAAUAGUUAUCUACAUAUAUAUAGUGGCACCAUUACCACAUUCACCAAAGGAAUUUGGAUAAUAUUUGAGACAAUAUUUUUGAAAAUUACCUAAUUGGACUUUUUGUGAAAAUUGAAAAUUGUUGAUAGUUUAAGUUACUUGUAAUACGAGUUGGCAUUAAAACUUUUUUUUGACAUUUGUUAUUGAUUGAAAUAAACAUAUACUUCAAA
This is a messenger RNA of Drosophila ficusphila, 815 nucleotides long. RefSeq lists its product as uncharacterized. Lineage: Eukaryota; Metazoa; Arthropoda; Insecta; Diptera; Drosophilidae. The coding region runs from base 33 to 548 and encodes 171 amino acids. Gene Ontology annotation, molecular function: odorant binding. Gene Ontology annotation, biological process: sensory perception of smell. The transcript has 2 exons. The record is from RefSeq and is a predicted model, not a curated record.